Molecule: messenger RNA, 2454 nt
Organism: Symbiodinium natans
Lineage: Eukaryota; Dinophyceae; Suessiales; Symbiodiniaceae
Source: the annotation of a GenBank genome assembly
AUGGCCUUGGCGGCUAAGCUGAAGCUGAAAUGGCACUUGAUUUAUCUCGGUCUUGCUCUUGGAGUCAGCCUCAUCCAACUGCUCUGUAAUGGCUGGGUCUCGUUCUUGGCAGUCUUUUGUGGCCUCUUUCUCGGGGUGGUGCAUGUCCCCGGCGCAUCGGCAGGCAGGCACUGCUCAUGGAAAUGCAGAGCCACGCUAUGCAUCGCGACCGCAAUUCUCACGGUUUGUCUUGCAUGCCUACAAUGGCUGAUCUGGUUUACGUAUGAGGGCGCGAUGCUCUUCUUUCCUGUUCAGCAGUCGCUCUCUCCGGUUCUGCUUUCGUGGAUAUGGAUCUGCUGCACCAUGAAGAAGCACCCGCGUUCAAGCUAUGCGCAUGAUGCAAAGUGGUGCUUGUUUGGGAACUGGUUUGUGGCGGUCGUGUUCCAACUCUCAUACACAGGUCUGGCGGUGGGCUUCUUCGAUGCGUUUGCCAUCGGCGUUGCCUUUGCAAAUGGCUUGUACUGCGUUGUCCUUGGCUGGACGCUGUAUAUGCUGCAGCUGAGAAUGACAGAAAUCAGAGAUGGUGCUCGGCAGUGCCGGCAGGUGUGGAUACUGGUGAUGUGCUGUGCCUGGUACGUAAGCAACGCAAGCGAAGAUCUGUUGUCCGCGGUCAGCAGCUCGGUGAUGUGCACCAUCUGGGCAGCAUUCACAGCCCUCACCUGCAGAAGCUUAGCAGCGAGCCUCCGGCUGGUGAUUUCGGAAGCCAGGCGUGUGCGAGGACAGCCCCGGAAGCUCGCGCGCUGGGCCGCGCGAGUCCUCAGCCUGGAGCUCCUGCUCUGCGCAAUGCUUGGGCUCACAACGUGCUGCACCGGAAUUCUCAGCUGCCUUGUUGCAUUGACUCAGAAAGACAAACUGUCAGAAGCAGAAGGUUUGAGAUUGGCAGUGCUCCUUCGAUGGCAGUUCACAGCCGUGCGCUUGGACUGGGUUAUCAAUUCACUUGGCCUCAGCCUCCUCUCUGGCAUACUUUGGCAAGGACAGCCGCCGGAGGACGAUGUGGAGUUCGGUUCGGGCAGACUCGCGCGAGGGUUGGUCUCCAUGUCAUGUUUCUUGAACGACAGCGAGAAGGAAGUCUACCAGGAUGUUGUCAAGCAGUUGGCAAACCGUGGCUUUCACCUUAGCUCACUUCUCUGCUUCUGGGAAAGGCUGAGCCGAGAUGAGCUGAUGCCAGGGUUUGAUGCGCGGCGCUCGGUGACCAACGACGUGGUCCGCCGGGCCAUCAUCCCAGCCUCCCGCCUUGGGGAUGGCGGGUGUGCCCUUGCAGAAGUUUGGUCCACCAAUCUGAAGCCGCAAGUCAUGGUGUCACACAACUGGACGAACAGCUUUGGAAGCCUAGCUGCUGCAAUACUGGCGGAUGCGUUGGGGCACAAAGCCUACCAGGAUGUCGCCGCCCAACUCGCCACCCGUGAGGGCAUCGAGCAGAUCCGAGUCAAGCUCGGCUGCAAGCUGGAUACCACCUACUGGCUGUGCGCGUUCUCCGUCAACCAGCAUGCCAGUAUUUGCGCCGGGUUCGGGCCGGAACCGCUCCAGGGAACGGCCGAAUGGAAUGCCUGGGCCAAGAAGCGCUGUGAUUCGGUCACUGGCGAGAUGUUUUCCUUGUGCGACUGCACAGUACAGAAAGUUCUGAGCCACACCGACCCACGGUGUGAGCUCAAUAAGUUCGAUGACAUGAUGACAUACUUAGCAAUGGAGGUUUCGGACUUCUCUCAACUGAUUGUUGUGGAUGAUGACUUUGACGUGCUAGGCCGAGCAUGGUGUCUUGCAGAGAUAUUUGAGGCCAACGUUUUGGGUAUGCCGGCCCGGAUUCAAGUUUCUUCGCAAGAGGCGGUGGACCUCAACUAUGACAGGCUGAUGCUGCUAGAUGUGAGGAUGUGCUCGGCUUCAUCACAGCCUGACAAGGACAUGAUCAUCUCUAAGAUCGCAGAUGUGGAUGCUUUCAACUGGAAAAUACGGGAGCUGGUCUUCAGUGCCGAUACCGGCUUCUUUGCAGAAUGGGUUGAUGGCAACGAACGUUCUCGCCAAGUUGGUCGAAUCGUGCGGCGUUGCGCGAUGCGAUCUGGUAGCAGUCUAGGGCAGCCUGUGAGCAGUUGGACUGGAUGUUGUGCCAUUUUGGGCAUCUGGAAGUCUCGGGACAGCGAUUCCGAGGAUGAGUCCUCGGAAGACGAACUCACUGGAGGUAACUUCUACAAUCCAUGGAACCUCGGUUUCAGCCAGUCGUUGGAGUGGCGCGUGGUGUCCGAGAGCAGCGUGACACGGCAUUGGGCGGUCGCGGAGCUUGCUUUUUUCGACAACGUGGAAUGCCAGUUCCCUGUGGCCGGGACCGCUUCCGCCUCUGGAGAGGCGGCCAACCGUUUCGCUUCAGCGGCCUUUGACGGACAGGUGGACACGUUCUGGACCCGGACCAUCAUCGCAGUCUAA